AUGACAACCCUCUUAGACCUCCUCUUCCAAAAGUCCGCAGGGGAGAUCUUUGACUCGAGCUCUGGCACGUUGAACCUUUCCAGGUUCAGUGAGUCCCCAGACCUGCUCAGUGUUCAGCACAGCGUGGACUUCAACAGUGUGGCCUUUUGCAAGAGCCUUGUCGACGUGAUUAAAAACAAGGCCGGCACGUCCCUUCGCAUUCUCGUGCUGAACGACAACAAUAUACGGAAGUUAACCGUUUUCUUGGCGGCACUGGAGGCGGCGGAUGUCUAUCGUGGCGUGACCGCCAUAUCUGCAACGGGCAACCAUAUCUCCGACCUCAACUUUCUGGGGCCACUAAAACGGUAUGAGGGCUUGGGGGAGCUGUUGCUGCGGGAAAACCCUGUGACGAAGCGCGGCGACUACAAGGCACAGGUGAUUAAGGGUCUGCCAAAACUUAUGAUGCUGGAUGGUGAAAUUAUUGAUCGUGGUCUCAUGCGCCUGCCCAAUCCUGUGCCUGUUGUUCUCAAUGAGAACCAAAUUGGUGUGCUGCGCUUUGUUCGAGAGUAA
This is a messenger RNA of Trypanosoma rangeli, 549 nucleotides long. RefSeq names its product nuclear RNA export factor 1/2. Gene Ontology annotation, biological process: poly(A)+ mRNA export from nucleus. Gene Ontology annotation, cellular component: nucleus. Lineage: Eukaryota; Euglenozoa; Kinetoplastea; Trypanosomatida; Trypanosomatidae. The transcript has a single exon. Bases 1 to 549 code for a protein of 182 amino acids. The record is from RefSeq and is a predicted model, not a curated record. Gene Ontology annotation, molecular function: RNA binding.